This is a messenger RNA of Brassica oleracea var. oleracea, 859 nucleotides long. RefSeq names its product dirigent protein 7-like. The coding region runs from base 64 to 624 and encodes 186 amino acids. The record is from RefSeq and is a predicted model, not a curated record. NCBI's taxonomy places the organism in Eukaryota, Viridiplantae, Streptophyta, Magnoliopsida, Brassicales, Brassicaceae. The transcript has a single exon.
UCUAUUCUAUAUAUACACAACAUAUAUCAACGAGAAAUAAAUCUCAUACAAAAAUCCUCACAUAUGGCAAAGCUCAUCCUCAUCAUCGCCUUCAAACUCCUCCUUCUCGCAGCCGUUGUCUCCGCCGGAAAAGGCGAUGACUUUGCGAAAGUCAUUGACCGGAAACUCCUAGGCCUCCAUAAAGAGAAACUCACUUUCUUCCGUGUCUACUGGCACGACAUCCAAAGCGGCUCAAACCCUACCUCGGUCGUGCUGAGACCUCCUCUCUCCAACUCAUCCUUCUUUGGAGCCGUCACUGUGAUCGAUAACCGGUUAACCACGGGGGUCCCGGUGAACUCGACUUUGGUAGGCCAGGCCCAAGGGAUAUACGCUGCGGUGGGACAGCACGACUCGUCUGCGCUUAUGGUUAUGAACUUUGCGUUCAAGACAGGGAAGUAUAACGGAAGUACGAUCUCGAUACUUGGUCGAAACGAGGUGUUGACGAAGGUUAGGGAGAUGCCAGUGAUUGGAGGAAGUGGACUGUUCCGGUUCGCUAGAGGUUAUGUCGAGGCUAGGACUAUGUGGUUUGAUCAAAAGACAGGAGAUGCUACCGUUGAGUAUAGCUGUUACGUCAUGCACUACUAGCUAGCUUAAUAUAAUUGUGUUUGCAUUUUUGUUUAUUGUGAUUGUCUUUACUUCAGGAACAUUUUGCUAUUAACGAGUGCUGGUUGUUGUUUGGCGUUUGUUGCAUGUCACGUUGUGUGGUCUGAUCGUUGAGAGGGGGUAACUUAAUUAAUUAUAUGUUUUAUAGUAUAUUGUAAUGGGUUUUAUUUCAUUUACAAAAUAAAAAGUGGGUGUUUCUACAUGAAACAGACCAUAU